UCAUUAUACCAUCGGCACAAACCAAUCAACCUUCCACGGCGGCGAGGCGACCACCCUCUUUCAAGGUUGCCUCCGCCGAUCACCACCACCACCCACACAUCCUUCCCUACACACCCAUCAAUUCUUCUUCUUGAACAAAUAAAUAAAGCGCCACCCUUUUGCCUAUAAAAUAUUAUAUAGAGAUAGAUAUAUAUAUAUACAUAUAGAUACUUUCAUGCAUUGAUAGGUGUAAAUAUACACAUUGAAUCGAUCGAGUAUAUACACAAAAAGUAUACAUGGGAGAAGUGGAGCAACGUGUGCAGAUGCAGGAGGUAGAUGCGAAGUUGCAGCAGCACAUUACGUUUGCAGAAGAUGCGUUGAAGAAAAGGAAGCGUUUUUUGUCGAAGCAGUUAUCGCUGUGUGAGGCGCCGCGAGACAUUGCAUGGGAGAGGAAGAAGAAGCAAGAGGGGAAGACGAGAACGAGAACAAGGAGGAACAGUUUUCACCACUGCGACGACGUCACCGACGAGGACCUUCACGAGCUCAAAGGCUGCAUAGAAUUAGGGUUCGGUUUCAACGAGGAAGACGGCCAGACACUGUGCGACACCUUGCCUGCUCUCGAUCUUUACUUCGCCGUCAACCGCCAGAUGUCACCGGUCUCCACCCCUAACGCCCGCGCCUCUUCUUCCUUUGGCAGCUCCAUCAACGCUACACCACCACCAUCUGACUCUGAUUCUUGGAAGAUUUGUAACCCAGGGGACGACCCUGAACAUGUAAAGACGAAGUUAAGGCAUUGGGCUCAGGCUGUAGCUUGUUCUGUAAUGCAGUUUCAUUGAAGUGUGGAAUUUUUGUACAGAG
Molecule: messenger RNA, 837 nt
Organism: Vigna angularis (adzuki bean)
Lineage: Eukaryota; Viridiplantae; Streptophyta; Magnoliopsida; Fabales; Fabaceae
Exons: 2
Coding region: 276-815 (179 amino acids)
Source: RefSeq, a predicted model, not a curated record